UAGUGCCCCAGGGAUGUGCAAGUUUAGCUAAGUUCAGGGUUAGUGGGGGGAAACCGGAUGUGGGUGGGAUGAUCUCUGGAGGCUCAGUGUUGAGCCGAUGGGCCGAACUGCCUCAUUUUGCCUUGCAGGUAUUGUCCUGAUUUGAAGGUACGCCUGGGUGUAGGGCCUGAUGCAGGAGUUGGCAGGAGCAGUCAGAGCAGAAGUAGGUGCCAGGGAGCAGGGGGAGUGGUCGGUGUAUAAAUCCAGCGUGCCCAGUCAGCUACCAGGCAUUGGAGGAGCUGCUGGCAGGCAUGGCAGUCAGACUGCUCCUGGCGUCAGUGCUGGUGGGCAGCGUGAGUGCACAGUUCCCCAGAGCCUGCACCCAGGCCGGUGCGUUAAAGAGCCAGACGUGCUGCCCGGUGUGGGAUCAAGAUGGCUCAGUGUGCGGGGAGAAGAGCGGCCGGGGAAGCUGCCAGAGCCUGGUGGGGGCCCAGACGCCCGGGUAUUCCGGCCGGGACUUCCGCAUGGCCUGGCCCUCCAGCUUCUACAGGAGGCUCUGCAUCUGCAACGGCCCCUUCUCUGGCUUCGACUGCAGUGAGUGCAAGGACGGGUACUGGGGCCCGCUGUGCCGGCAGAGGCAUCUGACCGUGCGCCGGGCACUCCACGAGAUGAGCUGGGCGGAAAGGCGGCGUUUCGUGGACCGGCUGGUGCUCGCCAAGACCACCAUCAGCCAGCGCUACGUCAUCCUGGUCAGCCACAACACCUCGGAGGCGGGCAGCUCCAGCUUCCGCGAUGCCAGCGUCUACGACGUCUGCACCUGGGUGCACUACGUGGCGGCCAAGCCCAUCAAGACCAAGGACGAUCCCAACUUUGCCCACAUGGGCCCGGCGUUCGCCGUCUGGCACCGGCGGUACUUGCUCUUCUUCGAGAAGGAGAUGCGGCACCUGACCGGGGACGAGGGAUUCUUCCUGCCCUACUGGAACUGGACCCUAUCACCCAUCUGCGACAUCUGCACCGACGGGCUGAUGGGGCGCAACGGACCCUCGGGCACGCUGCUGCCCCCCUCGCCCUUCGCCAACUGGGAG
Molecule: messenger RNA, 1064 nt
Organism: Chiloscyllium plagiosum (whitespotted bambooshark)
Lineage: Eukaryota; Metazoa; Chordata; Chondrichthyes; Orectolobiformes; Hemiscylliidae
Source: RefSeq, a predicted model, not a curated record